Molecule: messenger RNA, 2198 nt
Organism: Didymella exigua CBS 183.55
Lineage: Eukaryota; Fungi; Ascomycota; Dothideomycetes; Pleosporales; Didymellaceae
Product: MFS general substrate transporter
Exons: 2
Coding region: 417-1823 (468 amino acids)
Biological process (GO): basic amino acid transport; transmembrane transport
Cellular component (GO): fungal-type vacuole membrane
Molecular function (GO): basic amino acid transmembrane transporter activity
Source: RefSeq, a predicted model, not a curated record
UUGCAAUCACGCCUCACCUCGGGUGCUUGAGCAGAUAUGACAUUCCCGGGGGCUUUUAUCUAAUUUCAUCAAUCGCUGUCGGUCCGUGGUCGAGCAGUUUUCAAGACGGGGAACGUUGAGAAGUGUGCGAGGCCAUCGAACAUCUCCGGGACGACGUAUGGGCGGUUGAUGCACCGUGGUUCUGAGAGCACCUGCCUAACAAAGUUGAUUGGAGAGCGAAUACGCCGGUACUGUGGAGCCUUUUCGGGUGAGAUAUCUAACUGUGGAGAAGGACAUUUAGGCUUUAUUUUCUGUGAGCGUCUACAAGACAAGCUUCGCAAGACAAGCUUCGCAAGACAAGCUUCACAAGACAAGCUUCACAAGACAAGCUUCGCAAGACAAGCUUCACAAAACAAGCCCACAAGACGCGACCUGCCAUGGCGCCAGACACUCCUCGCCCCGAGCCAACAGAGACCUCGCCUCUCCUCGGAGCGCCCCAGGGCGCGGCAGUCGACGCUGGAGACGGAAGCGCACCCGGCGGACCCGAGGACGCCUCGUUGCCCUCGAUCGAACCCAACAGUGACCCGGGAGACAUUGAGCAACAUGCGCGCAACGGGGAGCUAAGCAAGGCGCAAGGCCUACCCAUGGUGCGGGCGCGACUGAAGUGGAUAUUUCCCGCCAUUGCCAUCGGCGUAUUCCUCUCAGCAGCGGACCAGACGCUGAUCGUCUCGACGUACGGCAUCAUCGGAACGGAUCUCGGCGCUCUGUCGGCGACGAGCUGGAUAGCGACGGCGUACUUUCUCACGCUCACCGCGUGCCAGCCGCUGUACGGCAGGCUGAGCGACGUGUUUGGGCGCAAGGAGUGCCUGCUGUUCGGGUACGUGGUCUUUGGCAUCGGGUGCGUGGCGUGCGGGUUCGCGCGCACCAUUGGCGAGUUGAUCGCUGCCAGGGCAUUCGCGGGGAUUGGGGGCGGUGGCAUGACCGUGUGUGUCAGUAUCUUGCUGUCUGAUGUUGUGAGCUUGAGGGAUAGGGGGACGUGGCAGGGCUACAUCAACCUGGUGUACGCGAGUGGAGCGGCAGCAGGCGCGCCGCUGGGCGGCCUGCUGGCGGAAACGAUUGGAUGGAGGUGGUCGUUCAUGGCACAGGGACCGCUGUGUCUGGUGGCGGUGGUCGCCGUGGGCGUGGCGCUGCAGCUGCCGAAGCAGGAGGCGGCGCACUGGAAGCAGAAGCUGGCGCGCAUCGACUUCCUGGGCGCGCUGGUCCUGAUCCUGGCCAUCUUCGGGCUGCUCGUGGGCCUCGACCGCGGGUCCAACGAGGGCUGGAGCAAGCCGCUGGCUAUCGCGGGGCUGUGCAGCACGCCGCUGUUCGCCGUCUUUGUGCUGGUUGAGAAGUACGUGGCCAAGCACCCUUUUGCGCCUGGCCACAUCAUCCUGGACCGGUCGCUGGUCGCGUGCUACCUGUGCAACUUCUUCUCGUUCAGCGGCUGGCUGGCGGCCAUCUUCUUCAUCCCGCUGUACUGGCAGGUCACGUACGGGUACGGCGCGUCGCAAGCCGGGCUGCUGCUCAUGCCCUCCAUCGUCUCAGGCGUCAGCGGGUCGCUGGUCGGCGGUGUUUACAUGAAGCGCACGGCAAAGUACUACUGGAUCACCGUCGUCGCCUACUCGAACCUGACCAUCGGCCUCUCGCUCAUCCUGCUCUUCGCCGGCACGCUGGUGCGCAACCUCCCCCUCAUGGUCGUGGGGACAUGCAUCUGCGGCUUCUCCAACGGCAUCGGCGUGACGACCACACUGAUCGGGCUCAGUCCGUCCCCUCCCCCUCGCCCUUUCUGUAUGCCACGCAGCUAACAAACCGCAGUUGCCAACGCAGAGCACGCCGACCAGGCCGUCGCAACGGCAUGCAGCUACCUGUUCCGGUCGCUGGGGUCCGUGUUCGGCGUGUCCAUGUGCGCGACAGCCUUCAACCAGACGCUGCGGUCUGGGCUGCGGGCAGCGCUCAGCGGGCACAGUGAUGCGGAUGAGGUGGCGGAGCGGGUGCGCGCUGGGCUCGCGUACUAUCGGGGGCUGGAGCCGCAUCUGCAGGGUGUGGUGCGCGAGUGCUAUGGACAGGCGACCAGGGCGGCGCUGGGCGUGAGCGUGGUGCUUGUCACGGGCAGUGCAGUCUGUGCGUGGGGCAUCCGGGAGAAGAGGCUGGGAUGAGAUUGGUCUGAGGGGGGGGGGGAC